Miscanthus lutarioriparius is the source of this 360-nucleotide messenger RNA. The record is from the annotation of a GenBank genome assembly. Lineage: Eukaryota; Viridiplantae; Streptophyta; Magnoliopsida; Poales; Poaceae.
AUGGACAUCGCCUCGCCGGAGCGGCACGAGGUGCUGGGCGAGCUCACGUUCCGUAACGGAAGCAUCAAGGUGCAGUGCAGCAGUUCGACGAAGAAGAAGUUCAAGCCGCCGGCGCCGUCAUGGUACGACCUCAAACAGCUGCCGCGUUCUUCCGACGGCGAUGUCUGGGACAGAGAACGACAGCACGAGUUCAGGAGCAAGAUACAGCUGCGCGUCUACUACGAUGCGGCGUCGUACGCCAGCGACUUGCAGCCAUCGGCGCUGCCGCUCCGGUCGCAGGCCAUCGGUGUCCUCGAGCAACCGGCCUCCGAUUACUUUGUGACUGUCAUUCAUGUGCCCAAACCGCAGCUGUCAAUAUGA